This is a messenger RNA of Chroicocephalus ridibundus (black-headed gull), 2893 nucleotides long. It is a transcript of the gene ZNRF1, whose product is annotated as zinc and ring finger 1. NCBI's taxonomy places the organism in Eukaryota, Metazoa, Chordata, Aves, Charadriiformes, Laridae. The record is from RefSeq and is a predicted model, not a curated record. Gene Ontology annotation, molecular function: ubiquitin protein ligase activity. Gene Ontology annotation, cellular component: intracellular membrane-bounded organelle; cytoplasm; membrane. Gene Ontology annotation, biological process: proteasome-mediated ubiquitin-dependent protein catabolic process; protein K48-linked ubiquitination.
GGGGGGUGUCGAGGCCUGUGCUCCGCGGGGCAGCGCCCGCCCGCCGGGGGUAGCGUCGCCACAGCCACCGGCAGAGCCGUGGCGGCGAGCGCAGGCCCCGGCAGCGGCGGCCGGCAGCAGCGCAGGGGUUAAGGGCGGCGGGCCGGGGGGGGCCGGGGGCGGGAGCAUGCGUGCUGCCGGCCUCUAUUGUCUCCGGCGCGGCGCCGAGCAUCCAGGCGGCUGGCGGCGGCCGGCAGCGAGGCCCUGCCCGGCCCCGGCGCAGCGCAGCGGAGCGGGGCGAGGCGCCCCCGCCGCCCCCCGCCGCCCCAUGGGCCGCAGCUGAUCGGCCGCCCGGUUGCCGGCCGCGCACCGGGCAGGAGAGAGGCGGGCGGAGCGACCCGGCCGGCGUCCUCCCCACCCCCGCUUCAUCCCGUUCUCCCCCCCUUCCCCCCCCGGAGCCCUCGGCGGGCCCCGCCGGGGGUAACGGCGGCGGCGGACUCGGGGCUCCCUCGCCCCUGCGGGCCCGGCGGGGGGAGGAUGCCUGGGGCGGGGAUGGGUUUUCGCCCGUAGCUCCUUCCCCCCCCCCCCCCUCCCCCCUAACCCCCCCUUCCCCGCUUCCUUCCGCCCCCUCUCGCCUCCCGGGGGCGGCGCGGCCCCGUUCCCCGCGGGGGGCUGUCGCUCGGCUCCCUCCGGCCCCGGCGGCGCCCAUAUGGGGGGCAAGCAGAGCACGGCGGCCCGUUCGCGGGGUGCCUUCCCGGGGGUGUCGACGGAUGACAGCGCCGUGCCGCCGCCGGGAGGAGGGGGGGGGGGGCCGCCCCCCUUCGGCCAUUACCGGGCGGGCGGCGGCGGCGGCGCCAUGGGGCUGCGCAGCCGCUCCGUCAGCUCGGUGGCCGGGAUGGGCAUGGACCCCGCCACCGCCGGCGCCGUCCCCUUCGGGCUGUACGCGGCGGCGGCCCGGGCGGCGGGGGAGGCCGAGAGGGCCCCGGGCGGCGGCGGUGGCGGCGGCGGUCCGGGCUCCGACUCCACGUACGCCCAUGGCAACGGUUACCAGGAGACGGGAGGCGGUCACCAUAGAGACGGGAUGCUGUACCUGGGCGCCAGGGCCUCGCUGGCCGAUGCGCUGCCCCUCCACAUCGCACCGCGGUGGUUCAGCUCGCACAGCGGUUUCAAGUGCCCCAUUUGCUCCAAAUCCGUGGCUUCUGACGAGAUGGAAAUGCACUUUAUCAUGUGUCUGAGCAAACCUCGCCUCUCCUACAACGAUGACGUGCUGACCAAGGAUGCCGGCGAGUGCGUGAUCUGCCUGGAGGAGCUGCUGCAGGGGGAUACGAUAGCCAGGCUGCCCUGCCUCUGCAUUUAUCACAAAAGCUGUAUAGACUCAUGGUUUGAAGUGAACAGAUCUUGCCCGGAGCAUCCUUCUGAUUGACCCGCCGGGCGUGCUUGCUGACUUCUCUCUAAGGGCACCUUGCUGUACCUGCUGUACCUCCUCUCCCCGUCCUCCCCGCCCCGCCUGGAGUUUUGGGCUGACUUUAAAUUCCUCGAGAAGACAAAAAUAAAACCCAGAAACUUGAAUCCACUUGGGACAACAGCGAAUUAUUUUUUUUUAAUUAUUAUUUUAUUAUUAUUAUUUGUUUUGUUGGUUUUUGGGGUUUUUUUGAGUUAGUUUGUUGUUUUUUUUUUUUUAAUUUAAAAACAAAGAAACAUCCAGGAGAAGACAGUGUGAGAAAAGCGGAGUGACCCGCUCUCCCCUCCGCAGCCGCUGGUCACCAGGAGAGCUCUGCCCACCAGGGAGACCCCAGGGACGCCCUCGGCCGAAACCCUGCCAUGAUGUUUGGCUUUUUCUCCCCGAAACGAAGGGGAAAGCUGCCGGGGGACAGCCGGCCAAACGGAGCACCCGGCAUUUCUCACCGGCAACCCCCCCACCUCCCACCUGGACUCGCCCGGGGGCUCUGCUCGGUUUUUUUGCACUGACUUAAAUGGGAAUUUUCUCCUCUCUCCCGUCUCCCUUUUGGAGAUCUUCGCCCCGGCCUCUGCAGCGUGAGAUGGGGACUCUGCCCCACGCCGGGAGCGGGGCCACUGCUCCCCCCUGCUGAGCCACGGCCGGGGGGGGGGUGGGGUGGUGGUGUCUGUCUUUCAAGUGUUUACAACGAGAAAAAAAAAAAAGAAAAAAAGGAAAAAAAAAAAGAAAAAAAAAAGGGAAAAAAGAAGAAAAAAAAAACAAAACGAAGAGAAAAGCUAGAAAAAAAAAAAAAAACGAAAAAAAUAAACAAAAAACCAACCAACCAACCAAACCACAACUGAAGCUUCGUGUUGACUGGCGUGUUCUUCGAUUUGAGCUUCCCUGCCCCGGUGAUGUUUACAGACUGGUCACUCUUUAACUCAGCUAUAACCACUCAGAGACUGGAGAGCCGCAGCAUCCCCGCCGCCCCCCCCUUCUCUGCCACCCCCCGCCGGGCUCCUCUUGCCAAAAUCGCCACCCCCCCCCCCUUUUUUUUUUUUUUCUUUCCGUCUCCUUGGAGUCCAACUCGUUGGAGGAGGGUGCAGGGGAAGGCCCCCCCCUCCAUGGCCACCCCGGCCGCGGGGGUGGCUUUGCCGGAGGUGCCAAGAUGGAGUUGUUUCAUGGCAGUGACACCCCCCCCUCCCCAGCCCAUCCCCGUCCCCUCCUGGCGCGGCGGGUGCAUUUUCGUUGGUGAGACCUCCCCUGCCGGUGGCCGUGCCCCUGCGGGAAACCUUUCUGUAUUUAUAUAUUAAAAAAAAAAAAACAAAAAAACAAAAAAAACCAAAACAAAAACAAAAACGGGGGAAAAAAAAACCAACCUUAAAAGAGUUCAGAGCUUGGGGGGAGCUUCCUUCAUUAGUCAAGGUGUUUUGAUAUGGUAUUAAAACAAUGUUCAAUAAAAUAUUCACUGUUAUUUUA